UCCCAUUCCUUACUGUAUGCUCUCUUUCUCUUUCUCUCUCCAACUCUCUAUAUGUAUAUAUGACCUCUCUUGUCAUCACAAUUCAAUUCAUAACAGGCUAAACCUGUACUACAAAUAAAACUAAACUGAAAAUGGGUUUGGGUUUUAAUAAGUUUUCUUUGGUUUUGGUACUGAGCCUUUCAAUGGUGGUUGGCUCCUCUUCUGCUGGUAACUUCCACCAAGACUUUGAUAUAACAUGGGGUGGCAACAGAGCCAAGGUCUUUAAUAGAGGACAACUUCUUUCUUUGUCUUUAGACCAAGUUUCAGGCUCUGGAUUCCAGUCCAAGCAAGAGUAUCUAUUUGGAAGGAUUGAUAUGCAGCUCAAACUUGUUGCUGGAAACUCUGCUGGCACUGUUACUGCCUAUUAUUUGUCUUCUCAAGGGCCAACCCAUGAUGAGAUCGACUUUGAGUUUCUGGGAAACGUUAGUGGCGAUCCUUACGUUCUUCACACCAAUGUGUUUACUCAAGGGAAAGGCAACAGAGAGCAACAAUUUUAUCUCUGGUUCGACCCCACAAGAAACUUUCACACUUACUCCAUCAUCUGGAAACCCCAACACAUCAUUUUCUUGGUGGAUAAUAUUCCUCUAAGGGUAUUUAAAAAUGCUGAAGCAAUUGGGGUACCAUUCCCUAACAACCAGCCAAUGAGGAUUUACUCAAGUCUUUGGAAUGCUGACGAUUGGGCUACAAGAGGUGGACUUGUGAAAACUGAUUGGACAAAAGCACCUUUUACUGCCUAUUACCGCAAUUUCAAUGCCGUUGCUUGCACUUCUUGUGCCUCAAAAUCAGCUUCCUCUUUCUCUGAUGCUGCAUGGCAGUCCAGUGAAAAUGACCUUGAUGCCACAAGCAGAAGAAGAUUGAGAUGGGUUCAGAAAUAUUUCAUGAUUUACAAUUACUGCACUGAUUUAAAACGCUUCCCACAAGGUGUCCCUUCUGAGUGCAAACAACGUUCAAGAUUCUGAAAUAUGAAGACGGUGUUUGUUUGUUUGUUUGUUUUUUUCAUAAAAUAGGUUAUGGGUGGCGGUUCUUUACAGCUUCCUCUUUAUUCAAGUUUCACUCUGCUUGCUACUUUUUGAGGGUUAUAAUUAAAUAAAUCACAUUCUUUUCUUUCUUGUCUCUUAGUUUGUGUUGGUGAUGACUGUAAAUUCUAUCGCAGAUAAUAAAAGUCUCUCUCUUAUGAAGAUCACGACAA
Messenger RNA from Mangifera indica (mango), 1228 nucleotides. Its product is annotated as xyloglucan endotransglucosylase/hydrolase 2. Bases 132 to 998 code for a protein of 288 amino acids. Gene Ontology annotation, molecular function: hydrolase activity, hydrolyzing O-glycosyl compounds; xyloglucan:xyloglucosyl transferase activity. Gene Ontology annotation, biological process: xyloglucan metabolic process; cell wall biogenesis. The transcript has 3 exons. The record is from RefSeq and is a predicted model, not a curated record. Lineage: Eukaryota; Viridiplantae; Streptophyta; Magnoliopsida; Sapindales; Anacardiaceae. Gene Ontology annotation, cellular component: cell wall; apoplast.